AGUGUCUCCCUACACAAGACAUUAAUUUGUUUAAUCUUGUUGCAAAACCGGAAAACAAACACUGACAACAUGGUUGAAUGGACAGACGCAGAGAAGAGCACCAUCAGUGCUGUCUGGGGCAGAGUAGAUAUCAAUGAGGUCGGACCACUGGCUCUGGGAAGAGUCCUGAUCGUCUACCCCUGGACUCAGCGUUAUUUCGGCUCUUUCGGAGAUGUGUCCACUCCCGCAGCAAUCAUGGGCAACCCCAAAGUUGCUGCUCACGGCAAGGUCGUGUGUGGGGCUCUGGAUAACGCUGUGAAGAACAUGGGCAACAUCUUGGCCACAUACAAGUCACUGAGCGAGACCCACGCUAACAAACUCUUCGUCGACCCUGACAAUUUCAGGGUGUUGGCUGACGUCCUCACAAUUGUCAUUGCCGCCAAGUUCGGAGCCUCUUUCACUCCUGAAAUUCAGGCAACCUGGCAGAAGUUCAUGAAAGUGGUUGUCGCAGCCAUGGGCAGUCGGUACUUCUAAAUGCACCCCAGACAAGUGAUUAAGUUAUGACAUCCCUGCCUCAGUAAAAAUAAAGACAUUGAAACAAA
This is a messenger RNA of Oncorhynchus tshawytscha (Chinook salmon), 581 nucleotides long. RefSeq names its product hemoglobin subunit beta-1. Gene Ontology annotation, biological process: hydrogen peroxide catabolic process; oxygen transport. Lineage: Eukaryota; Metazoa; Chordata; Actinopteri; Salmoniformes; Salmonidae. The transcript is spliced from 3 exons. Gene Ontology annotation, cellular component: hemoglobin complex; haptoglobin-hemoglobin complex; blood microparticle. Bases 70 to 513 code for a protein of 147 amino acids. The record is from RefSeq and is a predicted model, not a curated record. Gene Ontology annotation, molecular function: haptoglobin binding; organic acid binding; oxygen carrier activity.